Messenger RNA from Fraxinus pennsylvanica, 1545 nucleotides. The record is from the annotation of a GenBank genome assembly. Lineage: Eukaryota; Viridiplantae; Streptophyta; Magnoliopsida; Lamiales; Oleaceae.
AUGGCAGCUUCCGCAAUGGUACUGGAUCCGAAACCCGUAUCAUCUUCCGACCCGCCGCCGGCACUUCCAGCUGUCGCCGCCUCUAAAUACAGCGAAUCAUCCGAUGAAGACGAUUUAUACGUCCGACUCAAAUCCCUCCAGCGGCAACAGGAGUUCAUCGACAUUCAAGAGGAGUACGUGAAGGAUGAAUUGAAAAACCUGAAGCGAGAGUUUCUACGGGCUCAGGAGGAGGUCAAAAGGAUCCAGUCGGUGCCGCUGGUCAUUGGCCAGUUCAUGGAAAUGGUUGACCAGAACAACGGCAUCGUCGGGUCCACUACCGGAUCGAAUUAUUAUGUCCGCAUUCUAAGUACUAUUAAUCGCGAGCUCCUCAAGCCCGCCGCCUCCGUGGCUCUCCACCGCCACUCUAAUGCCCUCGUCGAUGUCUUGCCCCCUGAAGCUGACUCCAGUAUUUCGCUCCUCAGCCAAUCGGAGAAACCUGUACAAUGGAUGUUACACUCAAUCAAUAUUUUUAUGAUAUUGGCGGAUGUGAUAAAUGUUACCUACAAUGAUAUUGGCGGAUGUGAUAUUCAGAAGCAGGAAAUUCGUGAAGCUGUUGAAUUACCACUUACACACCAUGAACUGUACAAGCAGAUUGGUAUUGACCCUCCCCGUGGAGUGUUGCUUUAUGGUCCACCUGGUACAGGUAAAACCAUGCUUGCCAAGGCUGUGGCAAACCACACAACUGCAGCUUUCAUUAGGGUAGUGGGUUCAGAAUUUGUGCAGAAAUAUCUGGGUGAGGGUCCUAGAAUGGUCCGUGAUGUCUUUCGUCUGGCCAAAGAGAACGCUCCUGCAAUUAUCUUUAUUGAUGAAGUAGAUGCCAUUGCGACUGCUCGAUUUGAUGCCCAAACUGGAGCUGAUAGAGAGGUUCAAAGAAUACUCAUGGAACUUUUGAAUCAGAUGGAUGGAUUUGAUCAGACUGUGAAUGUGAAGGUCAUCAUGGCCACUAACCGUGCCGACACGUUGGACCCUGCACUUAUACGUCCUGGUAGACUUGAUCGUAAAAUUGAAUUCCCUUUGCCUGAUAGACGGCAGAAGAGGCUGGUUUUUCAGGUUUGCACAUCUAAGAUGAACUUGGGUGAUGAAGUUGAUUUAGAGGACUAUGUUUCUCGACCUGAUAAAAUAAGUGCUGCUGAGAUGGAUGGAUUUGAUCAGACUGUGAAUGUGAAGGUCAUCAUGGCCACUAACCGUGCGGACACGUUGGACCCUGCACUUAUACGUCCUGGUAGACUUGAUCGUAAAAUUGAAUUCCCUUUGCCUGAUAGACGGCAGAAGAGGCUGGUUUUUCAGGUUUGCACGUCUAAGAUGAACUUGGGUGAUGAAGUUGAUUUAGAGGACUAUGUUUCUCGACCUGAUAAAAUAAGUGCUGCUGAGAUUGCCGCUAUAUGUCAGGAGGCAGGUAUGCACGCUGUGCGCAAAAACCGGUAUGUUAUACUUCCAAAGGACUUUGAGAAGGGAUACCGAAGCAAUGUCAAGAAACCUGACACUGAUUUUGAAUUUUACAAGUAA